GCUGAAGGCGGGAAGAGAAAGGGAUCUGCCGCUUCCCGGGCCGCCAGUCCUCCCGGCCUUGGAGAGCUAGGCUGGCCCGCGGCGGAGGCGCGCAGGGCGUUAGGUGAUCUGGUCCGGUGGCUCUGAGGGGCCAUCGGCGGCCCCGUACGGAAUCAGAGCCAAGGAUCUAGCGCUUCCUCUGGUAACCUGUGCUUUAAGAUGGAACACAGGCAUUUCAAGCUUGGCUACGAAAGUCAUCAGAGCCCAAAUCCUUACCAAUCCCGGAGCGGGGCACCGGGUUGUGGUCUCCGGGAGCGGGCUGCGGCCUGACUUUUGUCCUGGGCGGCUCCUGACUGCACCGUGUGUGACCGCGGUCACCUGGACUAACCACUCCCUACGCAAUCUGGAGCGUUUAUAACGCUGCUUGGAGCUACAAAUCAGCCGGGCUGGGCAGGCAAUAAAUUUAAGUUUUGCUAAUGCACCUUAGCUUUGUCAGCAUAGGUACUGCACAGCCUGGCUUUGGACCUCGUGUGAGUGCGGGAUGCCUUUUUCCAGCUGGUUGUCUCCUGCUGGGCGCUACUCCGUGGCCUCUCCUUUGGCUUUUCCUGGUGCCCCUUUGCCUCAUUUUUCUAAAAUGCAGUAUCUAGCCUGGUCUCAGUUCCAAGACAAGAACACAGAUACUUGUAACUGUUAAGGACAAAAAUAAUGUAGUGAACUCUACUCGCAUCUGGGUCAUUCAUAAAAAUAAAACAUCGGGGCCCAAGAUUUAGCUCAGCAGCGUAAGUGCCUGCCUUUCAAGUGCGUGGUCGUGAGUUCAAUCCCUGGUACCAAAAAUAAAUAAUCAAUAAAACAUUGAUUUCAUAGCACCUGCAAACAUAGCUCAAAACUUUUCAACUAAAGCUUGUGUAGAUAAAAAUGCUAGCCGAAGUAAAGACAUCAAGAUAAUAUAUUUUAAAACUAGUUAAGGCCAAUGGGGCGCCUACUGUAAUGGAGAUUCAACCCAGAGUCUCAAGUAAGCUAAGUAACUGCCCCCAGUCCAUCUUUUUUUUUUUCUAUCUUUCUUUCCUUUUCUUUCUUUCCUUCUUUCUUUUUUUGACUCUGUCUACUGUCUUCCAAGCCAGCAUUGAACUUACUAUGUAGGCCAGGCUACAGCCUUCUUCCUCAGCCAGAGUGCUGAGAUUCCAGGCAUAUACCACCCCACCCAACUCAAUGGCUUUUAAAAUACUGCCAAGUACAGUUGUAAAAUGCCAAGCCAUUGCCUGGCAAAUGCAAGGUCCUGAGUUCGAUUUCCGAUUCAAAAAAAAAAUGCCAAGUCAUGCCUGUGCUAAGCCGCCCUGGAGGACAGAACAACCUAACAGUUCUCUGCUUCCUGGAACUUUGCUGUCAACUGUAACUUUCACUACAAAUCAAUGCACAGGAGUGGGAAGAUAGCUCAGUGGCAUAAGUGUCUGCCUGUGAAGUGCAAGAUCCUGAGUUCAAGUCCCAUAGCCCCCAAAAAAUCAAUGCACAAGUAAUUAUUGCAAGCACCUGGAAACUGGAGCGGUGGCCAGGAUGGAUGAGAGUAAAUCUAAUGCCCUAAGCUGCACACUAACAGUACUUUUCCACAUGCCCCUGCAGUUUCAGAACGCACCUAGGGGACAUUAUAAAAGCCCUAAUUUCUUGCUGGGUGUGGUGGUGCACACCUGCAAUCCUAGUACUCGGAAGGCUGAAGCAGGAGGAUCAAAGCAUUUGAAACCAGCCAGGGAGACAUAGCGAGUUCAAGGCCAGACGGCACCACAGCUGUCUCAAAGUGAAACAGAAUCCUAAUUUCUCAGAAAAAAGGUUUUAAGAUAAUCCCUCAAUUUUUCUUAGACUUUCUGCUACCUAGUCCAUUCAUAUAACAGUAACGUACAGGGUUUUAAGGACGUGAUGGAGAAAGGGUAAGCGGAAAGCUAAAUGAAUAUAAAUUUGUAUCUAAGGAGGGCAAAUUGGAUAAUGAGGGUGCUAUCAGCUGAGUGAUAUAAACCUGAUAAAAAGUAUCUCAGCCAGGUACCCUUGAGGCCUGAUUGCAGAGGUGAUGCCAGGCCAGCCGCACACCUAGAAGGUAUUGAAGAGAUCGCGUGCGCGCGCCUUCCUGGCCUUUAGGGAGCCGAGGGCGCGGGGCGAUGUUGCCCGGGUUCCUUCCCCCACACCAUGGCGCUUCUCCGCAGCGUCCUCUUUUGCUUUUGCUGCUUUGCUUGGCUGAGUUCUAAGAAUCUGAGUUCUUGGGCAUCUAGGGGAGAAGCUGGGGCUGCAGUGAGCGGCAAGUUGGAACCUGAAGCGGAGCCCUGGUCCUUGCAGCAGCCAGUAGAUGGGGGACACAGCUCCAGCCUGCUUCCGCCCCUCUUCAAGGUGCUGUGGGGCAGGCGUGGUGGGGCCCCUGGGCUGCAGCCUGACUCCAGAGCUCUGCACUACAUGAAGAAGCUCUAUAAGACGUACACCACCAAGGAGGGGAUCCCCAAGUCCACCAGGAGUCACCUCUACAACACUGUCCGACUCUUCACUGCCUCCUCCCUGCACAAGCACUCAGCCGGAGGCCAGGUGACAGGAGCCUUUCCCCCGGCGGACCUGCUUUUUGACCUGGGCCGCGUCGCCGCCGUUGAACACUUGCUCAAGUCGGUGCUGCUGUACGCGGUGGACACCGCCGCCGCCCUCACCUCUGCGGCUGCAUGCGCGUGCUCGCUGGUGCUCACCGGGCCCGGCACUCCCAGCCAGGCUCCCCCCGGAGCUGCCCUCUCCGCCCCCUGCAGCUCGCAGCUGGCACUCGGGAAGAACCCCAGAUGGCUGGAGAUCGACGUGACCCCCCUCCUGCAGCCCCUGCUGGCUGCCAGCCAGAGAAGCGUUCAGGUGUCCGUCAACGUCACCUGCCCGAGGGCCCCGGGGCAGCCCCUGCCCGGCCUGCCCCUGCGGGUGCCGCCCUCCCUGAUCCUGUACCUGAAUGACACCAGCGCGCAGGCCCCGCGCGGCCGCUGGUCCUUCCCGUCCAAGAGUUCUGCGCAGGCCCGGGCCCCGGACAGCGCGGGGCAGCAGCCCGCAGCGGGUGGCCGAGCUCGGCAGCCCCGGAGAGGCCGCGAGAGCCCGGGCCGCACGGCGCAGAGGCCUCGGGGCGCAGCGCCCCCCAGCCUGGGCGCGUACCUGAGCCGCCUCCUGUCCCCCCACGGCGAGUGCCAGCUGCACGACUUCAGGCUGAGCUUCCGGCAGCUGCGCUGGGACCGCUGGAUCGUGGCCCCGCAGCGGUACAACCCGCGGUUCUGCCAGGGCGCCUGUCCGCGCGCCGUGCGCCACCGCUACGGCUCCCCGCUCCACACGCUGGUGCAGAACAUCAUCUGCGAGAAGCUGGACGCGUCGGUGCCGCGGCCGUCGUGCGUGCCCGCGGCCUACGCGCCCCUGAGCGUGCUGACCAUCGAGCCCGACGCCUCCAUCGCCUACAAGGAGUACGACAACAUGAUCGCCACCCGCUGCACCUGCCGCUGACCGCGCCCGGGCCUGGCCCGAGCCGCUUGGUGCAGCCAGCCGAGGGGUGCACUGCGGCGUCUCUCCCGGUGUCCACAGAAAACCCCGGUGGUGGCGUGGUUGGUUACCACUGAGCUUGCUUUUUAAAAAUGAGCUUCGUUAUUUUUGUUUCCCCCUCCAUGAGCCAUGUUUUUCUUUGCACACGGUCGGAAAAUGUCUUAAGGUAGAUUUUGGAACUGCGGUGAUCAACAGUUCAGAGCGCUCCCAGUGCUCUGCAACCGGAAAAUAAAUUCCUGUCGAUGGC
This is a messenger RNA of Cavia porcellus (domestic guinea pig), 3754 nucleotides long. RefSeq names its product growth differentiation factor 9 (gene Gdf9). Gene Ontology annotation, molecular function: cytokine activity; growth factor activity. The transcript has 2 exons. Bases 2152 to 3471 code for a protein of 439 amino acids. The record is from RefSeq and is a predicted model, not a curated record. Gene Ontology annotation, cellular component: extracellular region. Lineage: Eukaryota; Metazoa; Chordata; Mammalia; Rodentia; Caviidae.